AUGUGCCGUGUACCUCUCUUCUUUGUAAAAAGCCUUACCGUCGGAACUCCAGCUCAAAAUAUAGUAGUUCUUCCUUGGGCUGAACUGAACAAUACCUGGUUGUAUGACUAUGAUGCGUUGUGCGACACGAGCAUUAUCUUUGAUGAUACCAUUUGUAGAGUUCGUCGCGGCAACUUCUUUUACGAAAAUGGAUCAACAACUUAUGACAAGGGUAGCAACAUGGUGGCGGUGGGAGGGGCAACCAUUGAAACAGCAGGCUAUGGUGCUGAAACUGGCAUCGCAGAUCUCAUGACGACCAGUCUUGCAGGCUCAGACACAUUUUCACCAGGCGCUACCAAUCUCAGCAAUUUUCCAAUUGGCAUCCCAAGACAAAACUGGGACCAUGGCUAUACCAUUCUCCAUGCUAUGGGAAUGGGCAAAAACUCAACAUAUUUAAACAGCCUCGUUGAAACAGGAAAGAUUGCAUCAAAGGUGUGGUCAAUUUUUUGGGGUCGAAUGUGGAUAGAUCAACCUCUAGAUGGACAAGUUGUGAUUGGAGGAUACGACCAGGAAAAAGUCAUUGGGCAGAAUUACACGCAAGCAUUGGACUACAGUGACACAACAGGAUGCUGGACUGGGAUGAAAGUCACAAUAUCUGACAUUGAACUCAUCGACCGCACUGGCAGCACUACCAGUAUUUUCCCUCCCAACUUUGCUUUGCCUGUAUGCAUUGUUCCCCAACGACAAUUGUUAAUCGAGGCACCUGGGUCAAUCUUUGAUACAUUCCAGAACGAAACCAAUACUCAGACCACAGGGGUCUCCUACGGACUACACUGGCUCGCUCAAUUGUAUGAUACAACCAAUUACUUCCAAGGAGACAUGUCGAUUAAGCUUAGCUCGGGGCUCCAAGUCACCAUUCCAAAUAGUCAAUUCAUGCCACCAUUCGUUACAAUUGAUCGCAACGGUAGUCGAAUAUUCAAUGAAAGUGAACGGGAGUUCCUUUACGGCGUUACGUCAAACCAACCAUCAACUUUGGGUCGUUACUUCUUGACGGCGGCCUAUCUCAUGAUUAAUCAUGAUGAAAAUACAUUCACUCUCUGGCAGGCAAACCCAUCGACGGCCACUGACCUUGUGCCUACUAUAUCCAAAGAUACUGCCGAAAGUUGUGCUAAUGUAACUACCAAUGGGACAGUGGUAGUGAAUGGUACUGUCACAACCGAACCUGGAACAAGCAGCUCAACCACUGCAGCUACAACCAACACCAACACACAAACCGGCCUUUCUCCUGGUGCACUUGCAGGCAUAGUUGUCGGAAUUCUCGCAGUCGUGGCUAUUAUCGCUGGCAUAUGUUUGUAUAUGUUUCGAAAAAAGAAGCAGAGUCCGAGAAAUUCAGAAGUGGCUCUCGCACCAAUUCCUGCGUUUGUGCCGGAUAGUACAUUUGCAGGAUUUUAUGAGGUUCACGGAACUCAAUCUAAACACGAAAUGGACGCUAGCAGGAGGACUUACGAAUACGGAUACAGGGAUGAACCUGUACAAGAAUUAGCAUAG
This is a messenger RNA of Sclerotinia sclerotiorum 1980 UF-70, 1527 nucleotides long. RefSeq lists its product as hypothetical. The transcript has 4 exons. Bases 1 to 1527 code for a protein of 508 amino acids. NCBI's taxonomy places the organism in Eukaryota, Fungi, Ascomycota, Leotiomycetes, Helotiales, Sclerotiniaceae. The record is from RefSeq and is a predicted model, not a curated record.